CAUAGUAGCCACGCCAAGGCAGCCUAGGGGGAGAGAUAAGGCGAAAAACACAACAGUUCACUCUUCUAAAAAGUGAAGGUGUGUAAGGGAUUAUCAACCACAGCAGAGACCCAGAGCUUCUAGCAACGACAGAAGCAGCCAGUCGGCUCCCCCAUGGUACCAGUCCCCUUCUCUGGGAAGAGUUGGGCCCGCCCCACCCUGCCUGAGCCGCAGAAGCCAGGUGAAGGGAUUUUUGCACUCACACCCGCCUCUGCACAGUCAAAAACCUGAAGAUGACAGCAGGGACCAGCUGAGCAGCUCCAGCCCAGCCUCAGACACCCUCCGCAGUCUCCCUUCCCCCAGCGCCCGCAACCCAGGAGACCUGGGGAAGGAAACGCAGCCACACCUCAUCCAGCACAGCCUGUGGGGGCAGCGGACCCUCUAACGAGCCAGCCUGGCAGUGCAUAAGGAGGGACCCAAGUAGGCAUGCAGCAUAGGUGAGACCGAAGCUGUCCCGAAUUUACAUCUGGUCAUUUUCUGCCCCCAAAGACUGGCAUAUAGGCCUGUGCUGGAAAUGCUAAUCUCACCUUCCAUGUCAGGGCAGGUUAUGUGUUAGAUUUGAUUCAUUGUAGGCUUUGCCAUUUUGAAACAAGUUGCAUUUUGGGAUUGUCCUUGGUUGCUCCCUGGUUUGCAGUGCCUUUGUCUUCUGUCAUUCUUGGGGGCAGGGUCUCAGGCCCCAGGAUGACCUGGAACCCUUUACAGGUCAGAAAUCUCAGCCUCCCAGUUGACAGGAUUAAGGGUGUGCGCAACAUCCACCCUUAGAGACAUUGGCUGUGUUUGUUGUUUGUUUUGAUCCCACUCACAUAAAUACUGCAUGUUGCUUUUGAUUGUCUGUUGCUCAGUUGAAUUUUAGAAUUUGCCUGUAUUUUGCUCCACCUAGCCUACUAGAAUACGUGGAUCGGAGGCAAACCUAACACCUAGCAUCACUCCUGCCGAUACUCUGAGAGUACUAUAAGAGCCACAGCUGGCACCCAAAGCUCUUACCCUGAAGAUAUAUAAAGUCAGGUUUACACGUCUAAGAGCACUGCAGAUAAUUAGAAAAACCAAGCAUCAAAUCUACCCAGGCUGCAAAAGUCUCUACAUUAUAAUACAAGAAACAUAAAUCAAGACAGUAUGAUUCCACCAAAAAUUAUAAAACCAUCAGAAAUGAACUCCAAUGAGACUGAUUUAGAUGAACUACUUGACAAAGAUUUCAAAACAAUGUUAGUAACUAUGCUCAUAGAAAUCAAUGAAGAACUCAAAGGAAUCGGAAAAGGGCUCAGAGAGGAAAACAAGCUCUUGGAGGAGAACACAGGAAACCAACUUGAUGAAGUGGAGAGGCCAGUACAAGACAUGAGUAAAGACAUAGGAAUAGUGAAGAAAAACCAAGCAGAUGUGCUAGCAAUGAAAAACACAGCGGUGGAGGAGCCAGGGUCCCAGGAUGAAUGCCCACCGUGACAGUGACAGGUUCCUGCGGCCAGAGGGCAGCUGCCUGGUGGGUGAGUCCUUAGCGGCCGCCCAAGAGGAAGAAGCCGUCAGCCUGGCCCCGUCUGCUCUGCACAGCCUUCCUCACCCCCUCGGCCUCAGGACUGAAGAUCUUCCACUGGACUACGCCCCUCAGCCGCCAAGUCUGCAGUUUGCUCACGUGAUGGCACUCCCUGAAGACUUCAAAGCCUCCUGCUUCCAGAGUGCCAGUAAACGAACCCACGAGCCCUUCACUGUUGCAGACAGAUUUGGAAACAGUGGCAUGGGCUUUGGCAGUAACUCUCAUGCUCAAGCACCCGAGAAAGUGACUCUUCUUGUAGAUGGCACACGUUUUGUUGUGAAUCCACAGAUUUUCACUGCUCACCCGGAUACCAUGUUGGGAAGGAUGUUUGGACCCGGAAGAGAGUACAACUUCACGAGGCCCAACGAGAAGGGAGAGUAUGAGAUUGCAGAGGGAAUCAGUGCCACGGUGUUUCGCACUGUGCUGGAUUAUUACAAAACUGGUAUCAUCAAUUGUCCUGACGGUAUCUCCAUCCCAGACCUGAGAGACACCUGUGACUACCUCUGCAUUAACUUUGACUUCAACACUAUCCGAUGUCAAGAUCUGAGUGCGUUGCUGCAUGAGCUGUCAAACGACGGCGCUCACAAGCAGUUUGAUCACUACCUCGAGGAACUCAUUCUGCCCAUCAUGGUGGGCUGUGCCAAGAAAGGGGAGCGAGAGUGCCACAUCGUCGUGUUGACCGAUGAGGAUUCGGUAGACUGGGAUGAAGACCACCCUCCACCCAUGGGGGAAGAAUAUUCUCAAAUUCUUUACAGCUCCAAGCUGUACAGAUUCUUCAAAUAUAUUGAAAACCGAGAUGUUGCUAAAACAGUAUUGAAGGAGCGGGGCUUGAAAAACAUUCGAAUUGGGAUUGAAGGCUACCCUACCUGUAAAGAAAAAAUUAAACGAAGACCUGGUGGCCGGUCUGAGGUUAUCUACAAUUAUGUCCAGCGCCCCUUUAUCCAGAUGUCGUGGGAGAAGGAAGAAGGAAAGAGUCGCCACGUGGAUUUCCAGUGCGUCCGCAGCAAAUCCCUCACUAACCUAGUAGCUGCUGGAGAGGAUGUGUUGGAAGACCAAGAGAUACUGAUGCACCACCCGCCGCAGGUGGACGAGCUGGACCGGCUCAAUGCUCCGCUCUCUCAGAUGGCUUCCAACGACUUCCAGGAUUAGGGCAGCUGGGGUUGUUUCUUGCUGGAGCUCCACUCUGUGGGGUGCCCCAGCCAGCCAGGUGUCCUGUCCUCUGUGGUCUCUUGCCCUGAGGAGAUGCCUCUCCUAUCUAUUCCUUCCCCCCAUACUUAAGAACAUACCAGUAAGUGUGCCUCAGGCAGGGUGGAGAGGCCAGUGUUGCAGCAGCCUGGAAACGAAACUUUGGGUCUGGUGCUGUUCACCGAGUCUUUGCCUAACUGCAGCGGCAGGGAAGGAAGUCAAGACUGUUGCCUCAUACAUAGCUCAGCACAGCAGUCCACAUCCUCCUUUCUGUGUGAGCUCUUGGGUUUGUAUCAGGCAAGUUGCUUUGUAGCAAAGGGACCAAACUUAGACAAUCUGUCUGCUAAAGCAGGCCCUGUGAGAUGUGUAUGAAGUGCCAUUCCCGGUGUCUCUGCACCCACAUGGCUCCCUUGAAGAAUGAGGCUCAUGUUCAGAACGCCCAAAGGAAAUUGUUAUGAAUGCAAGGAACAAUCCAAAACUACACGGAACGGGUUCUUGGCAGGCAGUGGUAACACCCCCAUAUUGUGAAACCCUUUAGUUUCAAGGUUUAGGAAACUAAACAAACUGAUGCGUGUGGUGUGACCCUCGCAGUGCAAAUAGAACGUCUGCAUCCCCAGGCCUGGGCUCUGCGCGUGGCGGGAGAGCCGAGCUGGGGCUUUCAGUUUGCAGAAAGAUAGUUCUCAGAAGUGCUCAGCAUCUUGAGAUACAACAGCUGCAUGGGGAAGGUGUUUAGGGUGAACUAAGUAGGCAAGCCCACAGAGAUUCUGUCUGGUGGAGGAUUUCCCCUGAAUGUCCUCAGUCCAUUCAGGUUUUGGAACAGCCUAUUAGCUGCUUGCAUCUGCUUAACAAACAGUGUUAAUGCCAUCCCCAAAGAAAAGGACAAAUUGAAGGAAAGCCAGAUCUCCUCAUUAUGCUUGAUCUGUCCACCCUGUUAAAGGCCACCUCAUUCCCCAGAUCCCUUCACUCUCUCACAGGCAGAGAGUUACCUUCUAUAGAAUCCAGAGCUGGAUCCCACUUCCUGGUAGAAGCCUAGUCAGUGCCCACCCUUGUAAAUUACAUUCCUCUCCCAUAAGAUACAACAGGGAAAGCUACUUGUGAGGAUAGUGUCAGGUUUUAAACACCUCUAAGAUUGAAGAACAAGAAUGUUUUCUGUGCAAGGUCUUCCUCACUUAGAGAAAGUUGUAAGAGCCUAAACUGAGCCUCAACUCAAGGUCUGCGGGCCACUGCCUUCUGUUUGCAAGGCUGAUGGCCGGUGUUAAUGGUAAAUGUUUUCUGUGAAGUUGACUGGCUCAUGUCUGAAGUCAGGUGUGGCCUUAACUUUUCUGGCACCGCACUCCUAAGUCGACCAGCCUGGAUACUCAAAGGUGCUUGCUUUGCUUUGCUGCUGGGUGGUCUCCCAUGCCCUAAAGGAGAACAAUGUUGGUGUAUCUGCCACAUAUACAAUGUCUGUUAAAAAGAGUGUGCUGGCACUUGUGUGAACACGCCACAGUUAACACUUUUUUUGUUUAGGUAAAAAGAUGAACACAUGGCCUGUAUUUGUUACCUUGUUAUGUGUUACCAGUUAAUUUCUCUUUAACAACUUCGGCCUCAAAAAAAAAAAAUUGUAAGCUAACUUGUUUGGUCCCAGCCCACAGGGUUUGAUAAAGUGGAUCUGACGGCUUGUCUGUUAGGGUCACGAGCAGUGGUGAUGGAAGGAAGAGCUGGGAGCACAGGACCUCAGCAUCACUGUAGCGUGGGGCUCUCGCUGCUCAGUGGCAGGACGUUUUAGGGACAAGAUGUAUCUAGAGUCCUCUUGUGUCAGUUGCUGACCAUGUGUGUCAGUAAGGAAAAGUAGAUCUCAGCUGUGGUAUCUCCUGCAAGGGCCUCAGCAUAAGUCCAGAAGAUGCUCAUGGGAAAGGGAGUUUUUUUUGUCCCCACAACGUAGGGUCUCACUCUAGCCCAGGCUGGCCUGGAGUUCACUGUGUAGUCUCAGGGUGGCCUUGAACUCACAGUGAUCUUCCUACCUCUGCCUCCCUAGUGCUGGGAUUAAAGGCAUGCACCAUGACGCCAGGCUGGGAAAGGGAUGUUACCCAAGAAUUGUAGAGUGGCUUGGCAUGCCAUGUGAACCCAAACUUGAGGUUCAGUCUUGAGUUUGUGUCCGUGUCCUGCCUUGUCUAGUUGGUUAGGAAACAUUUGAGCUGUGCCAUUAGAUAACCGUAUGGCUUCUCCACAGUGGGAACGAUGCUGAAGGAACAAGGGAGGGGGACUGGGAAGUAGCUGGACUGACUGGAGGAGGCAAUAGCCUGAGGUGCUUGGAUGUGACUGGAGGACUGUAGUGUGUGGCGUCUGCAGGUCUAGGAAGAUAGCAUGGGGCAGCCCAAAGGCUCUGAGGUAGAGGUGCCGAGCCCAGCCUUCCCUCAACCUCCGCCACACACUGGUGUGGGGCCGUCUUUAGAGGCAUAUCUGAUGCCAUGUCUUGCCAUCAUUUUGAAACUGAAAAUGGGUCUUCUGAGCUCAUGCCAAAGCAGCGCGUCGGCAGCUGCAGCACAUUUGUAUCCCAAAUUUCUCCUAAAGGCAAACUGUAGGUUUUGCCUCGUUCCUUUGUAUUUAAAGUUGCACUUGUUAACCUAACCAGUGUUUACGAAACCCUGUGGUUGGGGUGCUUUUUCUAUAAUAAAAUACUAUCAUUUG
Messenger RNA from Jaculus jaculus (lesser Egyptian jerboa), 5419 nucleotides. It is a transcript of the gene Kctd20, whose product is annotated as potassium channel tetramerization domain containing 20. Lineage: Eukaryota; Metazoa; Chordata; Mammalia; Rodentia; Dipodidae. The transcript has 8 exons. Gene Ontology annotation, biological process: positive regulation of phosphorylation. Gene Ontology annotation, molecular function: protein binding. The record is from RefSeq and is a predicted model, not a curated record. Gene Ontology annotation, cellular component: cytoplasm. The coding region runs from base 1460 to 2713 and encodes 417 amino acids.